Messenger RNA from Lathyrus sativus (Indian pea), 2403 nucleotides. The record is from the annotation of a GenBank genome assembly. NCBI's taxonomy places the organism in Eukaryota, Viridiplantae, Streptophyta, Magnoliopsida, Fabales, Fabaceae.
AUGAUGAUAAGGUUUGAAACAAAGAAACAAGUUGUAUGGAUAUACUACUUAUGGGUGUGGUGGUGGAGUACUAGUGUUUGUGUUAAAGCAGGGAAUGAUAGUUUGAUGGCAGGUGAAAGACUGAAUGCCACCUCCACUCUAUGUUCUAAGCAUGGCAGGUAUUGUCUAUCAUUCUUUUCAUUCGAUACCGGAAAUAAAAAUAUUUACUUGGCUAUAGAAAAUAGAGCUAGUGUUGAUCAAGGAAUAAUAUGGACGUAUGAUAGUAACCAACCAAUUGAUCGUAGUUCAGCGGUUUUAUCUCUCAACUACUCCGGUGUGCUCAAAAUUGAAUCUCAAUAUAGCAAAGAAAUAAUCAUUUACUCUUCAUCUCAAACUAUACACAAUACUGUGGCUACUAUGCUAGACACAGGUAACUUUGUACUUGAACAACUUCACCCCAAUGGAACAAAGAGUUUAUUGUGGCAGAGUUUUGAUUAUCCAUUUAAAGCUUUGGUCCCAAAGAUGAAGUUAGGUGUUAAUCGGAAAACUGGACAUAAUUGGUCAUUAGUUUCGUGGUUGACUCCUUCGCUACCAAAUUUGGGUGAGUUUAGUCUUGAAUGGGAACCAAAAGAAGGAGAAUUGAACAUUAAGAGAAACGGAAAAGUGUAUUGGAAAAGCGGAAAACUUGGAAAUAAUGGAUUGUUUGAGGAUAUUCCAGCAAAUGUUCAACAAAAGUAUCAAUACAUUUUUAUCUCUAAUAAGGAUGAAGAUUCUUUCAGUUUCGAAAUUAAAGACCAGAAUUAUAACAUGACCCCAACGUGGUUGCUAUCCUCUACGGGGAGGCUGACGAGUUCGGAAGGAGAGUUAGGAAAUGCAGAUAUUUGUUAUGGAUAUAAUAGUGAUAGUGGAUGCCAAAAAUGGGAGGAUAUACCAACUUGUAGGAAACCUGGUGAGGUGUUUCAGAUAAAGAUAGGCCUACCCAACACUGUCAAUUUUACCUUCUUCGACAAUACGAAUAUUGGUUACAUUGAUUGCAAGGUAAGUUGUUGGAGAAACUGCGGUUGCAAUGGAUUCCAAGAAUUUUUUGAUGAUGGAACUGGAUGUAUAUUUUAUUCAUGGAAUUCUACACAAGAUGUUGAUUGGAAGAGUGUGAAUAACUUUUACAUGUUGGAAAUGCCAACAAAGUCAGACCCAAAUCACUAUGGUAAAAGAAGGUGGAUAUGGAUUAGUGCAGCAAUAGCAGCUGCUUUACUCAUAAUAGGCUCACUCAUUCUAUGGAUAGCAAUAAAGAAACACAAAUAUGGACUUAAAGAGAAGAAAGUUAAAAGAAAGGAGAAUGAGAUGCAAGAGUUAGCCACUUCCAAUGAAUUAUAUAAUAUCAAAGAUCUUGAAGAUGAUUUCAAGGGACAUGAUAUAAAAGUUUUUAGCUAUGCAUCCAUUUUGGAAGCAACCAUGGACUUUUCCCCUGAAAACAAGUUAGGACAGGGAGGAUAUGGACCCGUUUAUAAGGGAAUCUUGGCAACCGGGCAAGAGGUUGCUGUAAAAAGACUUUCAAAAACAUCUGGACAAGGAAUUAUUGAAUUCAAAAAUGAGUUGGUGCUAAUAUGUGAACUUCAACAUAAAAAUCUUGUAAAACUACUUGGUUGUUGUAUUCACGAAGAAGAAAGGAUUUUAAUUUACGAAUAUAUGCCAAACAAAAGCCUGGAUUUCUAUCUAUUUGAUUCUACAAAAAGGAAGUUACUCGAUUGGAAGAAGCGCUUCAACAUUAUAGAAGGAAUUUCUCAGGCAUUGCUCUAUCUUCAUAAAUACUCAAGAUUAAAAAUCAUUCAUAGAGACUUGAAAGCUAGCAACAUACUUCUUGAUGACAAUAUGGAUCCAAAAAUUUCUGAUUUUGGCAUGGCAAGAAUGUUCACACAACAGGAAUCCACAGUAAAUACAAACAGGAUUGUCGGAACAUAUGGAUAUAUGUCUCCAGAAUAUGCGAUGGAAGGAAUUUGUUCUACAAAGUCGGAUGUCUAUAGCUUUGGUGUGUUGCUACUUGAAAUUGUUUGUGGAAGAAAAAACAAUAGCUUCUAUGAUGACGAUCGUCCACUAAACCUAGUAGGAUAUGCUUGGGAACUAUGGAAUGAUGGUGAGUAUAUGCAGUUACUGGAUCCGUCAUUAAGUGACUCAUUUGUUUCUGAUGAAGUGAAAAGGUGCAUUCAUGUUGGUCUCUUAUGUGUAGAACAUUAUGCAAAUGAUAGACCUACAAUGUCUGAUGUUAUAUCAAUGUUGACAAACAACUAUGAACUUGUGACUUUACCAACAAGACCAGCAUUCUAUAUUAGAAGAAAGAUCACCGAGGAGGAGACAACUUUGAAAGUUCUGGUUAGUGACACCUAUUCAACAACUACAAUUUCCUCCUCCGAAAUAAAAAGGCAAUAA